AUUUGCAAGGGGCAUAGCGACAUCAGUGGCACGCCAUGAGCAAAAAAGGCUCCAAGGUUGUGGCAAAGAAGGCUGUGGAAGUUCCAAGUCAAUGCGAUACCUCGCAUUUGGAGUACACAGCGAUGUGUUCCUUUUACGCUAUUGGCAAAUGCUUGCGGGGUGAGAACUGCAAGUUUGCCCACAGCGCUCUACAGAUUCGUCAGAAGCCAGAUCUGACACGAACCAGUCUGUGCCAUGACUUCAUGCGGAAGCGUAGCUGCAAGAAUGGCGACAAUUGCAGGUAUGCCCAUGGCGAGAAAGAGCUACAGCUUCGCCCUCAAAAAGCCAGCAGCCCCAGCCCUGCCAGCCCUGCCAGCCCUGCCAGCCCUGUCAGCCCUGCCAGCCCUGCCAGCCCCAGCCAAAUAGCUGACCCUGAUCGGGUUGACUCGGCCCCAUUGACUUGGGAUCCCAUGGGCUUAUCGGAAGGGAUUGGGUCAAGCCCUUCAACUACCGCAACUUCUGCAACUUGCAUGUUCCCUUUGAUGCAGAAGCUCAUGACGAAGCGACAGCAAAAACAGAGGGAUCAGGCGGAGAUGGUUGGUUCCAAGAGGAAUGCAAUGAAUGCAAUGAGUGCAAUGAGUGCAAUGGGGAGAUUUUCCAUUUCUCCAGAUCUUGCAUGGCCAAAGAGUAUCAACAGCUUGGAGGCGCUGACGCAGGACUUGAAAAGCUGGAAAGGCCUGGCGCCCUUUCCGUCGAAUCUGAGCUCUUUUUUGGAUCCUUGGAAGGUUGUGAUGCACAACGGACGGACUGGCUGUGCUCUGGACUCUGCUCCUGAAACAUUGGAAUUCCCAAUGCACAUCAACACGGACUUUGUGAGGCCUUGGCUGUGCCGCGGCUUGGCACCCACAGUGGAGCCAAAGUUUCAGAAGUGCGCCUUGCGUGCCGGCUCGGACUCGACAUGCUAUCCAGAGAGCGACGAUGAAACCGAUAGCGAUGAGACACCGCACGUCAGGGGUGGUGAUGGAGAUUCAGCUGAAAAACAGCAUUUUUUGGAAGUUUGCUAUUCCUUCCUGGAGUAUGGCACGGAUGCUUUUCACGACUUGGGCCGCAUGCAGGAGAAUGUUCAGUCCUUAGACAAAGAGGAUAUGGCCAUGUGGAAAGUCCCACCAGUCCCUUGGUAUACUGAAAUCCAGCGCCGAGUGCAAGUUAAUCUGGAGUUUCUCAGGAUGUUGCCCAAUCCAGAGGUUUGUGGCGUGGAUCUGGGAAAUGAAGAAGAUGCCUGGCAGCUGGUCAACACUGUCCCUGCGGGCCAUCGUGUGGCCAGCCGAAAUUCGUCCAAGGUGCGGUCGACGCUGCGGCAGUUCGUGCGAGAUUGGGCCAAGGAGGGUCAAGCCGAGCGAAUGGCCAGCUACAACCCGCUGAUCUCAGCGCUGCUGAAGCACUUACCGCCCAAAGGUCAUGGCCGAGCGCCUUCAGUGCUGGUCCCUGGUUGCGGCUUGGCGCGUCUGCCCUUUGAUCUGGUUCGCUUGGGCUAUGCGGCACAGGGCAAUGAGUUUUCCUACCAUAUGCUACUGGGAACCCAUCUGAUCCUCAACCGCAGCGAAAAGGCUGAAUGCUUCAACAUUUUUCCCUUUGCGCUUACACUGGCGAACAGGAAAGGUAGAUGGGAUCAUUUGAGAUGUGUGCAAAUUCCGGAUGUUUGCCCGAUGUUGGCCUUGGAUCCUUCUGCACAGCUGUCCAUGGCGGCUGGUGAGUUUGUCGAGGUCUACAAACAUCAAGAAGCUGCUUGGGAUGCUAUGGCCACCUGCUUCUUCCUGGAUACAGCGAAGAAUGUGUUUCUCUAUAUUCGAACCAUCGCACACAUUGUGCGAAGAGAUGGCUUUUGGACCAACAUCGGGCCUCUGCUUUACCACUAUGCGGAUGUGCCAAAUGAAAUGUCCAUAGAGCUCAGCUGGGAAGAAGUGCGGCCCUACAUCUGUAAGUAUUUCGACAUUCUGGAGGAGGAGUCGAGAGUGGCCAGAUACACUGGCAAUGCUGAAGGAUUAAGCAGCAAUCGCUACAACUGCAUCUUCUUUGUGGCGAAGCGCAAUGGCAAGCCGGCAGAGGGACAUUCAAAUCCGGUCUUCUGAGAGAAGAUUUAGCUCGAUGCUCGGCGACCCGAUCAAAAGCCCAGAAAAUCUGCGUGC
This is a messenger RNA of Cladocopium goreaui, 2165 nucleotides long. Lineage: Eukaryota; Dinophyceae; Suessiales; Symbiodiniaceae. The record is from the annotation of a GenBank genome assembly.